Messenger RNA from Knipowitschia caucasica, 708 nucleotides. Lineage: Eukaryota; Metazoa; Chordata; Actinopteri; Gobiiformes; Gobiidae. The record is from the annotation of a GenBank genome assembly.
AUGUGCAACAGUGUACAGUAUUCUCCACGCAGACAGAGGAAGAGCGAGGGGAGACCAGAGAGACCCCGGCCCCAGAGCAGGCAGCGGAGAGGCGCGGACGGAGCCAUGGCUAACAUCGCGGUGCAAAGGAUCAAGCGGGAGUUUAAAGAAGUCCUUAAAAGCGAAGAGACAAGUAAAAACCAGAUAAAAGUCGACUUGGUGGAUGAAAACUUCACAGAGCUCCGAGGGGAGAUCGCAGGUCCUCCAGAUACACCGUAUGAAGGAGGAAGGUAUCAACUAGAAAUAAAAAUACCUGAAACCUACCCUUUCAACCCACCAAAGGUACGCUUCAUAACCAAGAUCUGGCACCCUAAUAUCAGCUCAGUAACGGGGGCAAUAUGUUUGGACAUUUUAAAAGAUCAGUGGGCAGCUGCUAUGACCCUACGAACCGUGUUGUUGUCACUUCAAGCACUCCUUGCCGCCGCUGAACCAGAUGAUCCACAAGAUGCUGUUGUUGCAAAUCAGUACAAACAGAACCCAGAUAUGUUCAAACAGACUGCAAGGCUGUGGUCUCACAUCUAUGCUGGCGCUCCAGUCUCCAAUCCUGACUAUAAAGUCAAAAUAGACAAACUUUGUGCCAUGGGUUUUGAUGAGGAUGAAGUAAUAGCAGCAUUGUCUUCAAAAUCGUGGGACGUGGCAACGGCAUCGGAACUACUGAUUAACAAAUGA